Molecule: messenger RNA, 3708 nt
Organism: Elephantulus edwardii (Cape elephant shrew)
Lineage: Eukaryota; Metazoa; Chordata; Mammalia; Macroscelidea; Macroscelididae
Product: structural maintenance of chromosomes protein 1B-like
Exons: 25
Coding region: 1-3708 (1235 amino acids)
Biological process (GO): sister chromatid cohesion
Cellular component (GO): cohesin complex; chromosome; nucleus
Molecular function (GO): ATP binding; DNA binding; protein binding
Source: RefSeq, a predicted model, not a curated record
AUGGGUCACCUGGAACUGCUGCUUGUGGAAAACUUUAAGUCUUGGCGGGGCCGCCAGGCCAUCGGCCCCUUCAAGAAGUUCACCUGCAUCAUCGGCCCCAACGGCUCCGGAAAAUCUAACGUAAUGGAUGCACUUAGUUUUGUAAUGGGGGAAAAACCGGCUAAUUUAAGAGUAAAACAUCUUCAAGAACUUAUUCAUGGAGCACAUAUUGGAAAACCUGUUUCUUCUUCUGCAAGUGUGAAAAUUGUCUAUGUGGAAGAUAGUGGAGAAGAAAAAACAUUUGCAAGAAUUAUUCGAGGAGGAAGCUCAGAAUUUUAUUUUGAUGAUAAUCCUGUGAGUCGCUCUGCCUAUUUAGCAGAGUUGGAGAAGAUAGGCAUAAUAGUCAAAGCAAGAAACUGUCUAGUCUUCCAGGGAACUGUAGAGUCAAUUUCAAUGAAAAAACCCAGAGAAAGAACCCAGUUUUUUGAAGAAAUCAGCACAUCAGGGGAGCUUAUAGGAGAAUAUGAAGAAAAGAAAAAAAAGUUACAAAAAGCGGAAGAGGAUGCACAAUUUAAUUUUACUAAGAAAAAAAAUGUAGCUGCAGAGCGCAAACAUGCAAAACUAGAAAAAGAAGAGGCAGAACGUUACCAGAGUCUACUUGAAGAACUGAAAAUAAACAGGAUACAAUUGCAGCUUUUCCAGUUGUAUCAUAAUGAGAAGAAAAUUCAUUUUCUGAGUAUUGAGUUAGAGCAUGCAAAUCGGGAGCUGAGUGCCACCAAGGAGUCUUUUUCUCAUCAGGAAGGGGUAGUCAAAGCCAAGAAAAAGGAACAUGGAGUGCUAACCAGACAAGUACAGCAAACAGAGAAAGAGUUAAAAUCCCUUGAAGCACUUUUAAAUCAGAAGAGGCCUCAGUAUAUCAAAGCUAAAGAAAAUACUUCUCAUCACCUCAAAAAAUUAGAUGUGGCCAAGAAGUCAAUAAAAGACAGUGAGAAGCAGUGUUCUAAACAGGAAGAUGACAUAAGAGCCCUUGAAGUGGAGCUGGUUGAUUUAGAUGCUGCGUGGCAAAGAUUCGAAAAGCAGAUUGAGGAAGAAAUCUUACAUAAAGGGAGAGACAUUGAGCUGGAAACAAGCCAGCUGGAUCAUUACAAAGAACUUAAAGAAAAAGUGAGAAAGAAAGUGGCUAUAAUGACCCAGCAACUGGAAAAACUGCGGUGGGAACAGAAGGCUGAUGAAGAAAGGCUGGCAUUUGAAAAGAGGAGGCAUGGAGAUGUUCGGGGGAAUAUAAAACAAACAACAGAACAAAUAGACGAUAAUAAAAAGAGAAUAGAAAAGUUGGAGGAAUACACAAAGACAUGCAUUGAUUGCCUGAAUGAGAAAAAACAGCAAGAAGAAAUCCUUCAAAAUGAAAUUGAAAAAGCAAAAGCAAGAAUGUCUGAAAUUAAUGAAGAAUUGAAUCUUAUUAGAAGUGACUUGGAGAACGCUGGAAUUGAUACUCAUGAGGGGAAACGGCAGCAAAAGAGAGCAGAGGUUCUGGAAAACCUCAGAAAACUCCACCCAGAGUCUGUGUUUGGAAGACUGCUGGACCUGUGUCAUCCUAUUCAUAAGAAAUACCAACUGGCAGUUACAAAGCUUUUUGGUCGGUACAUCUUUGCUAUUGUUGUGACCACUGACAAAGUGGCAAGAGAGUGUAUCCAGUAUCUGAAGGAAGAAAGAGCUGAGCCAGAGACAUUCCUUGCUUUAGACUACCUUGAUAUCAAGCCCAUCAAUGAAAGACUGAGAGAGAUUAAAGGCUGUAAAAUGGUGAUAGAUGUGAUAAAGACUCAGUUUCCUCAGCUGAAGAAAGUGAUUCAGUUUGUAUGUGGAAAUGGCCUUGUCUGUGAGACAGUGGAAGAAGCCAGGCAUGUUGCCUUUGGUGGACCGGAAAGGCGCAAAACGGUAGCUCUUGAUGGAACAUUAUUUUUAAAAUCGGGAGUGAUUUCUGGAGGAUCAAGUGAUUUAAAAUACAAAGCUCGGUGCUGGGAUGAGAAAGAGUUAAAGAACUUAAAAGACAAAAGAAUCCUGUUAAUCCAAGAACUGAAGGAUUUAAUGAAGAUACUUCGUAAGGAGACAGAUUUGAAACAAAUUCAGACUUUAGCGCAAGGAACUCAUACACGACUCAAAUAUUCACAAAGCGAACUAGAGAGUAUUAAAAAGAAGCAUAUUGCUGUGCUUCACAGGGAACAAUCUCAGCUACAAAGUGAACUACUAAACAUUGAGUCUCAAUGUACUAUGCUCAGUGAAGGAAUCAAAGAACAGCAAAAAAGAAUUGAAAAAUUUCAAGAGAAAAUAGACAAGGUAGAGGAUGAUAUUUUCCAACACUUCUGUGAAGAAAUUGGCGUGGAAAAUAUUCGCGAAUUUGAGAACAAACAUAUUAAGCAGCAACAGGAAAUUGAUCAAAAAAGAUUGGAAUUUGAGAAACAAAAGACUCGGCUAAAUAUUCAGGUAGAAUAUAGUCGAAACCAGCUGAAGAAGAAACAAAGUAAGAUCAUAGCACUAAAAGAAACAGUUCAGAAAGGUAAAGAAGACAUUGAUAACCUGAAGAAGACUGAAGAAAGUUGCCUGCAAGUAGUGAAUGGUCUUUUGGAUAAGCAGCAGCAAUUUAAGGACAUUUUUGUCACUCAGAAUUCCAACAUUGAAAAGAUCCAGGCUCAGAUUGAAGAAGAACGGAAGAAGCUUUUGGUUAUUGAUAGGGAAGUGGGAAAAUCACAAAAAGAAUUUGUAAAGAUUCAAACAUUUCUGGAACAGAAACAGUUGGAGAAACACAAUAUGCUGCUUGAUUGCAAAGUUAAAGACAUUGAGAUCACUCUUCUGCUGGGGUCCCUGGAUGACAUCGUUGAAGUCGAGUUGGGAACAGAAGGAGAACAGACCCAAGUCACUCCUGACAUAUAUGAAAAAGAAGCAGCCAUUGAAGUGGACUACAGCUCCCUGGGGGAGGAUUUGAAGACUCUGCAGUCGGAUAAAGAAAUUGAAGCCCAGCUCAACAUCCUCCUGCAACAGGUAGCAGCUCUGGAAGAUGUCUUGCUGAAGACAGCCGCCCCCAACCUGCGAGCUCUGGAGAACUUGAAGACUAUCAGAGACAAGUUUCAGGAGUCCACCGAUGCUUUUGAGGCCAGCAGAAAGGAAGCCAGAAUAUGUAGGCAAGAGUUUGAACAGGUGAAAAGGAGGAGAUAUGAUCUUUUCAGCCAAUGUUUUGAGCAUGUGUCUAUCUCAAUUGAUCAAAUCUACAAGCAGCUCUGCCGAAACACCAGUGCCCAAGCAUUUCUUAGCCCAGAGAACCCUGAGGAGCCUUACUUGGAGGGGAUUAGCUACAAUUGUGUGGCCCCAGGCAAACGGUUUAUGCCAAUGGACAAUCUGUCAGGGGGAGAAAAGUGUGUGGCCGCGCUGGCCCUCCUGUUCGCCGUGCACAGCUUUCGGCCAGCUCCGUUCUUUGUCUUAGAUGAAGUGGAUGCAGCCCUGGACAAUACUAACAUCGGCAAAGUAUCAAGUUACAUCAAAGAACAGACACAAGAGCAGUUUCAAAUGAUAAUCAUCUCUCUAAAGGAGGAGUUCUAUUCAAAAGCUGACGCCUUGAUUGGCAUCUACCCAGAGCAUGAGGACUGCAUGUUCAGCCGAGUCCUUACCCUGGAUCUCUCUCAGUAUCCAGACACUGAUGGGCAAGAAAACAGCAAGAGGCACCGAGAGGCCUGUUAG